Diaporthe batatas is the source of this 3198-nucleotide messenger RNA. RefSeq lists its product as uncharacterized. The transcript is spliced from 11 exons. Bases 537 to 2828 code for a protein of 763 amino acids. Gene Ontology annotation, biological process: regulation of DNA-templated transcription; DNA-templated transcription. NCBI's taxonomy places the organism in Eukaryota, Fungi, Ascomycota, Sordariomycetes, Diaporthales, Diaporthaceae. Gene Ontology annotation, molecular function: zinc ion binding; DNA binding; DNA-binding transcription factor activity, RNA polymerase II-specific. Gene Ontology annotation, cellular component: nucleus. The record is from RefSeq and is a predicted model, not a curated record.
GGAGAGGGGGAGAGGGGGCUGGCUGGCUGGCCUCGCAGCUGGCCAGCUCCAGCCUGCCAGCCUCCUGAGACAUGCAAUCCAACAUCCAACUCUCCUCUCACACCGGGACGACGAGCAAGGCAGAGUGAAUGCCCGCCGCCCCAGUGAAUCUGAUCUUGGAUUCCCCAGACCGGCCGUGCUGACCUGACAAGCUUUCAUCGAACCAAGUCACUGCUGCCGCUGCCGCUGCCGCUGCCGCUGCUGCGGAUCCCCCUGCGUCGUUUCCGCCCGAGUCCUAGCCCCAGCGGGAGAUUCACAGCAGACCGUCAGCCAGAUCGACCGUUAGUGCUCGUCAGGGCUCCACAGGCCACAAACUUGGAAAGGCUCAUCUCCACCCUCCGCCCUCGCCCACCCGGUUUUUUUUUUUUUGAACGACUGGAGGCACUUCCCGAGGUCUUGUGGCGACCGUCGACUGCCUGCCGCCACGACAGCAAGCAACAGCAACUCGACCUCGACCAAGAUCCAUUCCGGCUUCGAGUCGUGAGGAACAGCUCCCCAUGGAUUUCACAGACACGAAACCAAUACAGAAUGUGGGCACCGACCUGAGUCUGCCAUCGCCUGCCGCCACCUCUGCGCCCGCGCCUGCGCCUUCUGCGCCCGCGCCCGUCAUCAAGCGGCGCUCCCCCAUUGCAUGCCGGAGAUGUCGUCGCAUGCGGAGUAAAUGCCUGCACGACAAAGCCAAACCACCAUGCACCGCCUGCCGCGAGGCCGGCCUUGGUGCCGCCGACUGCAUAUUCCCAGUCCGUGGCCAGCCCGAUAAUGACCGCGAAUACCGUCACCCGCGCAUGCGGGCCGACAAGAGCCAGAAGAGGGACUCGGCCAAGAUGCGCCGCGACAUCCUCGACGCCCCCGUCAUGCCCUCGCCUACGCCCCUAAAGAACAUCAAGGGCGUGGACGAGUGGGACUACCUCCCACCGCUGCCGGACACCAUCGAGGCCGUCAACCAGUUCACGCGCAAUUACUUCCAGCUAGGCUUCAUCCCCAAGCAAGCCUUCCCUGAGCGCCUGCGGACGGACUCGAGAUCCAUCAGCGUCUUCCUCUUGCUCAGUAUCCUGAGUAUCUCAGCCCGCUUCACCCCGUCUCUUGUGGAACGGCACGGCGGUGGCAUGAAGGCUGCCGAGACCUUUAUGGACAGGGCAACUGCGGUGGCACUGUCAGAGCUCUACCAAGUACCAAGCCUGGAGCGGUGCCAGGCCUUCUACCUGCUGAGCAUCGCCCAACAGGGCAGCGGGAUGAAGAACAAGAGCUACAUCAACAUGGGCAUCGCCAUGAGGAUGGCCGCUCUGAUGCGGCUUCAUCGGGAAGAAACGUACGCGCUUCAGAACCCUUCAAAGGAAAUGGUCAUCGCCGCUGAGUCCGCACGCCGCACGCUGUGGAUGCUUCACAGCCAAGACAACCUACAUUCUGGCCCCGAAUCACCUGUCUCUCUGGCAGCUGGCGAUAUCACAGCUCUCCUUCCAUGCAGCGAGGAGGACUUUGCCAAAGGUCAGGAGCCGCCUUCCCGAGCAGCACUGGAAGACACGCCUCCUGCCAUAGACAAUCCAAAAUUAAUAUCCGACCCAAGGCGGUCCCUCUUCGCAACCCUGAUUCAGACCCACUACUUCUGGGGCCGGGUUUCCCGCAGGGCUGUCAAGUAUGACAGAAGCUCCCGGCCGUGGGAAGACACGAGCGAGUACGCAGAGUUGGUUGCAAAACUUCACGAGUGGGAGAGUAACCUACCACACGAGCACAUGUGGAGUCCCGUCCUGCUCAAGGGCUACAAGGCUGGAGGUCAAGACUUGGCCUAUCUGAGCAUCACAAACUCGACGCGACUAUGCAACAUAGUUUUGAGGAAGGCAUAUCUGAGCGAGAUGAUCAACCUCGACCAAUCGGACGCACAACUGCAGACCUUCUGGUCCAACAUGUCCCUCGAGCUAUUCAAGAAUGUCAAGCUCCUCUAUGAGCAGAUCGAAACGCAAUUCAUGGAGAGAGUGGCUGAUGACAGCCUGGGCGCUCAGAUGGCUUUAUUCUGCGUUUUCAGCUGCGGCCACAUGGCUACGUACCUUUGCAAAUACCCAAACGUCUGUCCGGACCCCAUGAUCAGCCGAGAUGGGCCUAUCAUGCUCCAACGAGCGAUGCAGAUUCUCACGGAAGCAGCCCAGGUAUGGCCACUGGCUGCUCGAUGGCUUGAGAACCUGGAGAAGUUCUACCGUGACAACAAGGGUGCCAUACCUGGCAUAGAGGGAAGCAUGGACGACAGCGUGCGUGUCACCCAAAUUCUAGAAAACCGUGAUCCUGUACCCGAAGCUCUGCAAGCGGCACUCGCGCGACCCCCCUCAAGAAAUGGAACUGGGACGAGCCAAUCAGCCAGCCAGGAUGCCAGCAACCAGCAAGCCCGCAACGGCGAGGCCCCGUCCAGUGCCGUGAUGCAAGCACCACCCCAGGUCCCCACGCCGAUGAUGUACAUCGACCCGAGUAUGCGGAUGUCACAGGGCCAAGGGCAAAUGGCGCAGUCACAGGCCAUGGCCGGAAUGCAGCAGCAAACACUUGGGGACCGGCCUGCUACCGACGGCCUGGGACUUCUUCUCGAGGCCUUUGACUCCCACCACGGAGCGAGCAUGGCAGCAGCAGGCGCGGGCCAGCCCUACGACCCCAGCCUCGCUGCGAGCCAGGCCGGCUACUACGGACAGCCAGGCACGGCCAUGCCUGGCAACGAUGGAUACGAGAAUGAGCUGCAGUUCUACAUUGAUGGAGGAGCGCAGAGCGUGCACGGAUGGGUCGGGACAGGAGCAGGAAUGUAUGGAUACUGAUCAACUUUUCGGGGAUACUCAACACGCCGGGCUGGUAUACCAUUCUUAGAAGGCUUCGGAUGGCUUGUAGGCAGACUGUUUUCAAGAAAAGCAUCUGGGAAAAGGGUGACUCAGAGCGACACGGGCAUAUUAAUUGUUUGCAAAUCCCAUAUAAUUGGGUCGGUGGGGCAAUGAGUGAUUUGGGGCGGGGGGCAAACAUGCACGGAAAGAUAGCUUGAGCAAUCAGACAACGAUUACCAUUGGAAACCCCGUGCCUGCACUUUUGGGGCGCCCCGUCGCUGGGUGGCAGUGUGGCUACGGGCAUGCGAUGGGGGUGAGCACAAUCUUGCCCAUGACACAGGGCAUCGUGAUAGGGAUGGAUGAGCAUGAG